Molecule: messenger RNA, 1818 nt
Organism: Candida tropicalis MYA-3404
Lineage: Eukaryota; Fungi; Ascomycota; Pichiomycetes; Serinales; Debaryomycetaceae
Gene: DEM1
Product: Dem1p
Exons: 1
Coding region: 1-1818 (605 amino acids)
Biological process (GO): interstrand cross-link repair
Cellular component (GO): nucleus; mitochondrion
Molecular function (GO): single-stranded DNA 5'-3' DNA exonuclease activity
Source: RefSeq, a predicted model, not a curated record
AUGAGUUUGAAUUUUUUGAAAAGGUAUUUAUCUAGACUGACUAGAAAUUUUCAACACGUUUUUGAAGAUCAACAUGGCCUACUAUCAAUUCGAAACCCAGAAAUAGAUGUACCUAUUACAACAAUAGAUGACAACCUUGAUGAAAGAAACAUUAAUGGACCACAACUGGAUCAAGAAAUUGUUAAUCGACUAAUUCAACUGAUGGUUAUAUCUAAAAAUGAAGAAACAAGACCAAUGUUAAAAAAUGAACAAUUAAUGAAUAUUUAUAAACAUUGGAAUCUUUAUCAUAAAAAUGAUUUACCAUUUAUUAAUCCUACAAAGUAUACUCCAUUUGAAUUUCAAUCAAUUGAAAAUGAUGAUAUUUCAUAUAUUAAUAAUCCAAGAUUAUCAGUAACGAAAUUAUUAAUUUCAGGAUGGUGUGAAUUAAGAGAAUUAUAUAGAGUUUUUGCUGGAUCAGUAAGAACUCCUCCAACUAAAGCUAUGAGUGCAGGAACUAAAUUGCAUUUAAAAUUAGAACAAGCACUUCAUGGUGUUAUUGAUUUAGAAGAUAUUGAAAAUUUCAUUAGAUCCAAUACUGAAGAAAUUAUGGAAAUGUAUGAUUUGGUUGAUAAUGAUGGAAUAUUUGAUAUGAAUCCUGAUGAUUCAAUUGCAAUUGAUUGGUCUGAAACUAUUAUUGAAAGAUUAUAUUCAUUAAUAGUUUGUUCUGAAUCUAGAGAAGUAAUUUUACAUGGAUAUUUAAAUUUACAAAAAGAAUCAUUUGUUGAAAAUGAACAAGAAAUAAAAAAUCCAUCAAGUGUUUUAGUCAGUGGUAUUGUUGAUCAGAUUCAAUUUGAAAAUCCUGAAAAUAGUGAUGAUUUUGCACUUUUUGAUGAAGUUCAAAAAUAUCUUGAUGUUGAAUAUGAGCAAGUUGAUGAAACUCCAUUAGUUGAUUUAUCAAGAUUUUUCGAUGAUGUUAAAAAUAUAAUACAAUGCUAUCCAGAAUUUCAAUUAAAAUUCACUGAUUUGAAAACAAGAAUGGUUUAUCAAAUACCACUGCAAAAGUCUGUUCUUGAUAGUGCUAAAUUUCAAACUUUUUAUUAUAGAUAUUUUUUUGAAUUACUUAGCAAAGAUGCUAAUUUUGCAUAUCGAUGUUUAUUAGAAAAUGCCAAAAGAAGAGGGCUUGACGUCGAUAAACCAUUGAGUGUUCUAACAACGUUUAGAAUUCUCAGAAGACAUUAUCAUUUAUUUUACAAUGAUUUUUUAAAAUUGGCAGAUGGCAAGCCAAUUGGAUUUGCUCCAUUUGACCUGGAAAGGAUAGACUCAGAUUAUGAGUUUGGCAAAUUAUUUGUAUUAGGUAAAGAUUUUGCUCAACAUCAGGAACAAGCGUCUCAACAUUUGAAGUUUAUUGAAAGCUUGGGUGGUUAUGAUUCAUUAGAGUAUGAUAAGUUAUUAUUACCAUUGUUGAAAACAUGGAAAACUCCACCAACAUUGAGAUACUUGGCAGCAAGAUCUGCACAGUUUUAUGAAAUAUUUGGUAGCAGAUUGGGUGAUACAACAACAGUUGAAUAUAGAAACACGUUUACCGGAAAGAUCAUAGAUACAAAGGUGUACAAUUAUAAUAAUGGUGAAUUGGAAACAGAAACAAUACAUGCCAGUGAUUUCUGGAAUGGGAAAUUGGAUCCAGAACCAACCAACGAUUUUCUGAGAUGUCAAUAUUGUGAAUUUAAAUCGAAAUGUGCAAUUCCUAAAAUUGGUAAAAUAUCCGACUCACACGCGUCGAUUGGUCCAGAGGUUAGAAAAUUUUUAAAUGAUGUAAAACAUCUUCAAAAGGAUUGUUAA